Messenger RNA from Saccoglossus kowalevskii, 2247 nucleotides. Its product is annotated as N(6)-adenosine-methyltransferase non-catalytic subunit METTL14-like. Gene Ontology annotation, cellular component: RNA N6-methyladenosine methyltransferase complex; nucleus. The record is from RefSeq and is a predicted model, not a curated record. Gene Ontology annotation, biological process: mRNA modification. Gene Ontology annotation, molecular function: mRNA binding. NCBI's taxonomy places the organism in Eukaryota, Metazoa, Hemichordata, Enteropneusta, Harrimaniidae.
GUGAGAGAAAAAAAAACAUGCUUUGAUCAGCUGUGUUUACGAUCACAUUUGGUUGGAUUUUACCGCAUUUGAAGAAAACGACGACUCCAUCGUAACAUCGGUAGUAUAUUAUUAUUGCAUAAACUAUGGCAGACGGAUGGAAAGCAAUAAGGGAACGUUCCAAGCAACGACGAGAGGUGUUAGCAAAGCUUGGUGCGAUUGACCCCACUAGUCUGAAAUCAACGCCUGGUAAGGAAGACAAAAAAGAAGAAGAUAAAUCAGAUAAUGAAAGCAGGGACUUCUAUAUCGGUUCACCAGAUCCAACUAACACUCCACCAGCUAAGAGAAGGGCUGUCUCUAAUGAAUCCGGAGAAGGUAGCGUUCUUGAUAGUAGUAAAACUAAAAAGGAAGAAGAUUUUGAUGAGGAACAUGCAGAACAAGAAUACAUUGAUUCAAGUACUUUCCUAAAGGGUACGCAGAGCGCCAACCCACACAAUGACUAUUGUCAACACUUCCUGGACACUGGUCAGAGACCACAGAAUUUUAUACGAGAUGUUGGUCUUGCGGAUAGAUUUGAAGAGUAUCCUAAACUAAAAGAACUGAUUAAACUAAAAGAUGAACUGAUUGCACAGACUAACACUCCUCCAAUGUACCUGGCAUGUGAUCUAGAAACAUUCGAUUUGAGAGAUUUGGAAUGCAAAUUUGAUGUUGUGCUUGUUGAGCCGCCAUUGGAGGAAUAUCAAAUUAGACCAGGCGUCAUGUCCAAUCAGAAGUUCUGGAAUUGGGAAGAGAUUUCCAAGUUAGAUAUUCCCUCUGUAGCAGCACAUAGAUCAUUUAUAUUUUUAUGGUGUGGAUCAUCCGAUGGUUUAGAUGAAGGCAGAAGGUGCUUGAAGGAAUGGGGUUUCAGGCGAUGUGAGGACAUAUGCUGGAUAAAAACUAAUAUUAAGAAUCCUGGACAUAAUAAACAUUUGGAACCCGGUGCUGUCUUUCAAAGGACAAAGGAACACUGUCUAAUGGGAAUUAAAGGUACAGUUCGUAGGUCAACUGAUGGAGAUUUCAUUCAUGCUAAUGUGGACCUUGAUGUCAUCAUAUCAGAAGAGCCCAAAUCUGGAAGUCUUGAAAAACCUGUUGAGAUCUAUCACAUCAUGGAACAUUUUUGUCUCGGCAAAAGAAGGUUACACCUGUUUGGGGAUGAAGAAUCCAUUCGACCAGGUUGGUUGUCAGUAGGACCACAAUUAACUAACAGUAACUAUAAUAGCGAAAGUUACAAACAGAACUUCAAUAAAACUAAUGUAACAGGAUGUUCAGAAGAAAUUGAACGACUCAGACCUAAAUCACCACCACCCAAAAAUAAAGGAGGUGGUCCUCCUGGACCUGGUGGUAGAGGAGGAGGUGGUCGAGGUGGUCAGGGGCAGCAAGGACCAUGGAUGGGGGGUAGAGGUGGUGGACCAGGUGGGCGUGGUGGCUUUGGAGGAAGAGGUAGAGGCAUGCAUCGAGGGGGAUUUGUCCAAAGAUGAUAACGGUCAAAUUAUAACUAUAAAACCAUCUUAUCUAAAACUAUUUAACCAACUAGACACAUGUUUCAGACACAUGUUUUAUGGGCGUCAAUAGUGUCAGCUGACCUUACUUGAAUAUUCAGUGUUACUACGUUUCAUAUUAGUAUAUUUAGGCUUUCAAAUAUAGUGUUCUUGUCAAACAAAUAUUUUAUAAUAUGUGUGUUCACACAAGUUUCCAGUCACUCAGGCAUGAAUGAAAAACACUUUGUAUAUAAGCUACAAUUGGACUGCCAUUUAGAUUUGAUGCCUACUGAUUGUAACGUGACUGAGGUAGGUUUGCUUUCGUCCAGAAAUCAUGCUAUCUAAGUUUUUAGUCAAUGUACACUUCAAUAAUACCUGUGGAUGUAAUCACUACAGACAAUUCAUUCUAAACGUGUUAUUCAGUACCUUUGCUAUGCACUCUAUUGGAAUAGUCUGUGUAUGUAAAUAGCUAGGUUUAUUGUUGGAUCCUAGAUUCUUGGAUAUGGAUUUGAUGAAUCAUUGUGCAAGUAGUAAUUAUUGCCAUCUUAUCUUACAGUAAUACUUAGAACUAUGCACCCAUCCUGUCUAUGUGAACAGGAUAAAAUUAUGUAUGUCUUAAACAACAAAGUAUGGAAAUUGAUGUUUUAUGGAUAUGAUUAUAAUAGAGGUAUUUUUUUUAUUUUGCAAGGCGACUGACUGUUUUGUUUUCUUAUUUCUUAUGAACAAUUAAAAUAGAAUGUGUAUGCAAUGG